Messenger RNA from Doryrhamphus excisus (bluestripe pipefish), 3259 nucleotides. RefSeq names its product trafficking regulator of GLUT4 (SLC2A4) 1a (gene trarg1a). The record is from RefSeq and is a predicted model, not a curated record. Lineage: Eukaryota; Metazoa; Chordata; Actinopteri; Syngnathiformes; Syngnathidae. Gene Ontology annotation, cellular component: membrane.
AGCAAUUAAAGGAGUUGCUGUCCAUCCAUAUGUGGCUAAAAUGUUUUAUUUUGUCGUUUAAACAUUUACGCCACCUAUUUAUCUGAUGCAGACCGUUUGUGGUGCCGAGGAUUGAUGACAUGCCAUGGGACUGUGCCACUGGAACAUGAACAGAAAGUCAAUUCUGCACAGCAGCACAAAGCACUACUGGCUUCCCUCCAUAAAAUACUGGUGCUGAUGCUGAGAAAGGGAGGGGAGCAGCAGUGUGUGUGUGUGUGUGUGUGUGUGUGUGUGUGUGUGUGUGUGUAGGAGAAAGGGAGGAACUCCCUGCUAGGCUGCCCUGCUCCAUCGUGAGUAGCAUCAAGUUAGACAUAGAAAUACAAAGGCAUUGCAGACAGUAAAGGAAGUGAGGACUUCAAAAUAAAACAGGGUGUGGUAGAUGAUACAAAAAAUGUCCCAAAAAUCCAAUUUCCAACUUUGCAAAUAAAAAAGCAGAACGUGCUAAACGUUAAAUUGUUACUGAAACUAAUUCAAAGUCACAAACUAUAAUAAUAAGAAAAACUAAUGCUGUACUAUAAAAAAAAUGCUUCUAUAUGAAUACAAAUCCUGCUGAACAAUAAUUUUAAAAAUAGCUAUAUAAUUUUCUAUAAUGAUAUAUAAGGUUUGUUUUUUUUAUUUAAUGAAAAAGUAUUACUAUUUUGUUUUGGUGCUUCUGCAUUGUUAUUCAAUAAUAUAAUAUAAUAAUAAUAAUACACCAGAAUAAUUCUUCCAUGUAUACUUGGUUUAGAAAAUGAUUAGGAUAUAAACAUGCAUUCAUUUUCUUCAACUCGAUGCUCUUAUUUUGUUUCAUGACCGGAAACAGAAAGUGCUUAGUGUACGCCUUUUGACAGUGGUUGCAGCCAGUCUGUUACCAGCAGCAGAGUGCAGAGUGGAGGAGCAAGAAGGUGUGAUGGAAGAGAGAAACUAAGUCUUAUUAUCAGAAUAGGAGGAAAGAAAGACUUGAAGGAAGGAAGGAAGGAUUGCAUGGAUCUCCUGUUGGGAUCCGGGGCAUCAUCUCUGAUCUUGGAGAUGACUUGAAUGGAUGUGAAUGAAGCAAAGUGAUUGAAGAGGUGGAAGGAAAAAGACAUUAACCGUUUUUCACUCACUAGAAAAAAACUUGUGUCCAUGUGAAAAUGGUCCACAAGCAAGAUUAAACUCGCCAAAAUUGGUGUUUUUGGGGUUGGAACGCAACAAAGAGCAUGGCCAUCAACACGGACGUAGACUUCCUCAAGUCCAACCUGGGAGAAGGCGGAGGAGGGGGCGCCCAGCUGGCCGACUUCCAGGAGACCGAGAAACUGCUGGCGGUGACCACCGAGCCCGGAGGACACGGGCUCAAGAUGUCCUCCUCCUUCUCGGUCAACAUGGACCACCAGGCCAAGGGUCUGGAGGGCGACCACAACGGCCACGGCAUGAACGUGAGAUCGGGCUCCGCCGGACAGCUGGUGGCCGCCGCGCCCCUCUCCCCGUCCAAAGUCAGCCUGAGCCGCUCCUCCACCGGCAACGCUACCGUGCAGGAGAGCCCCAAGCCCCGGGACUACCUGAUCCUGGUCAUCGUGUCCUGCUUCUUCCCCGUGUGGCCCGUCAGCAUCGUGGCUCUGGUCUACUCCAUCAUGUCCAGAAACAGUCUGCAAGCAGGGGACGUGGACGGGGCCAGGAGGCUUGGUCGACUGGCUCGUCUGCUCAGUAUCGUUUCCAUCGUGCUGGGUGUGGUCGCCAUCAUUGUCUACGUCUCACUUUCAGUUUUCCAGACCUGAGGGAAAACCAAAAACAGCCCAGUGAAGGGCAAAGCACGAAUGCAACAAGAAGAAAAGCCCCUUACAAAAAAUAUAUCCAUAAAAGAUGAUUACUUCCUUUAUUUCUGCCAUAUUGUAAUUAUGACAUCAUGACGUUCCGGAAGCAAUAGGCAACCAAUGAGAUUGAUACUGCAUGCAUAACAAUCCACUAACAUUUGCUUGAGCCCAAAAAAUGAAAACAUAAAAAAAAGACUAAUGCAACACUGUCAAGACGAGAAAAGACAAGAUACUUCAGAAAAAUAGGGGCACGGGAUCUGAUUUUGGAUUCAACUCCUAAAUGAAGCUGAUGAUGGAUGAGACUUUUUCUACAUCAGUGAUGGAACACUUUUUCCUGUUGGGACUUCAAUAUAUGGACGGCAGCAUAUAAUCCUCCUAUAUUCCUGCUGCAUUCAAGUCAUCGGAAACACGGACGCAUUAGAGAUGUACAUUUUAUAAUGCGUUAUGUCAAGUAGCGUCUGUUAAGAUGACCAAGUUGCCUGCGAAGGGGGAAGUGGACGAUAAACCUGAAUGUGGACAUUGAAAAUUGAUUGAGAUUGAAUGAAAAGUCAGUUUUUCCUGAAUGGCUGAUUUGUUAGCAUCUCUAUAUUAUUCUUGCUUUGUGCUUGCAAGGACACAUGCACCAUUGACUAGUUUUCACCUAAAUUCUUUUCCAGCAUACAUGAGCUGCACCUAACAUCAUUUUCUUGCUCCACUUCUUCACCUUGUGCCCUUAAUGUCUGUUUAUGACCUUUUUACUUGUCUUAUAUCACCACUGCUUCAUGUAAUAUUGUUACCAUGGAUGUACAACCAUUUCACUGAAUGUUUUUCUUAUGUAGGUAUGAAACCUAUUCAUAAGCGGGAAAUAUAUACGCAAUAUGUAUGCAUGAUGUAUGUAUUUUUUUUUUUUAAUGAGUGGGUUUAUAAGGUUUACCUUGAUUUCAAAAUUCCAAUUCAAGAGAUAAGUGUGUUUUACAUUACUUGGGACACACAAACACACACAUACAAUACUAACAUAUGUACAACAAAUAAAAGCACAGGGUCAGUCUUUGGUACACUCAUAUGCUUUCUCAACAGGAAUAAUUAUAUCAGAUCCUUACAAAUUCUAUUUAUGAAACUAUGCAACCAAUUCCAGAAUGAUAAGUUAUGAAAUACUGACUUUGUAGCUAUGUUAACUCCUGAAUAGACCAGACUCCAUUGCAAUGUAUUCUUCAUGAAAAUAUCCAUAAAUAGCCUUAAUCCAAAGAUCCACUUUUAGUGCAAAACUUAUGAUAUACAAGUUUAAGCAUUUCUAAGAUCAUAUUGGUGUUGUUGUAUUUGCACCAAUGCAAAUAUUAAUGCACCGGUAAAAUAUGUUAGUUCUUUUUUUUUUACAUAUAUUACCUUUCCUCAUGGUGUACUGAUUGUGUCCGAUUUCAUCUUUGUGGUGUACAUUUUGCAUGUUUGGAAUAAAUGUUACCAUGCAUGGCUAA